UGAAAUGAGCAAUAACGAUAGUUUAUCAACCCAAGGCUUAGAUCAGUCUAUGUCCUCAAUGAAAAUUAAUGAUAAGCCUACUGCUUCUCGUUACGUCCCUCCUCAUUUACGUGGACGAGCUGCUGCUGCUGCUCCAGAAGCAUCUCCAGCAUCUCGCACUGACAAUGGCUGGAACACAAAACCUACCAAUGACAUACCGAGAUCUAACAAUCGUUGGAAGGAAGGUAGCUCUGACUCGGGUGUGUCAAGAGGGCGUGGAUAUGGUUCUAAUAAUCAAUUCGAUGAACGCGGCUCCUACGGUGGAGGAUACCAACGUGGAGGAGGAGGGUAUGGUGGAAGAAAAGAAGAGGGCAGAGGCCAAUGGAAGAAUGGCGCCCAUCAGCUUUCUGCUCGUAGUGCUCAUGUUGAACUCGAUUUGUUUGGUACUCAUGAUGAUACCGAAUCUACUCACACGGGAAUCAACUUUGAUAAGUAUGAAAAUAUUCCUGUCGAAGUAUCUGGAAAUGAUGUACCCCAGCCAUUGGAGAAGUUCACUAGCCCUCCCAUUGACCCUAACCUUUUGGAGAACAUUCUUCUUGCCCGUUAUACCGUCCCUACACCUGUUCAAAAGUACUCUAUCCCAAUUGUAGGUGCUGGCCGUGAUCUUAUGGCUUGUGCUCAAACCGGCUCUGGAAAGACUGCCGGAUUUCUUUUCCCUGUAUUGUCUGCCAUGUUUAAAGAAGGACCUACUACAAAACCAGACACAAACGCCCCACCUGGUGUUUACCGCUCUCGCAAAGCUUACCCUGAGGUCUUGAUUUUGGCCCCUACACGCGAAUUAACCUCACAGAUAUACGACGAGGCUAAAAAGUUCUCUUACCGUUCUUUUGUACACCCUUGCGUUGUCUACGGCGGUGCUGACAUUGGACAGCAAUUACGCCAGAUUGAUCGCGGAUGUGAGUUGCUUGUUGCCACACCUGGCCGACUUGUCGAUCUCCUCGAGCGUGCACGAGUGUCGCUUGCCAACGUGCGCUACCUUGUCUUGGACGAGGCCGACAGAAUGCUGGACAUGGGAUUUGAGCCCCAGAUCCGCCGUAUUGUUGAAGGCGAAGACAUGCCGGGAGUUGAGCACCGCCAAACUCUAAUGUUUUCAGCCACUUUCCCUCGCGAUAUCCAGAUGCUUGCUCGAGACUUCUUGAAGGAUUACGUUUUCCUGUCUGUCGGUCGUGUGGGCGCUACUUCGGAGAACAUCACCCAAAAAAUUGAGUAUGUUGAAGACGAAGACAAACAUUCGGUACUGUUGGAUAUUCUUGAAGGUGAGGCCACCAAGGGUCUGACCCUCGUCUUUGUUGAGACAAAGCGUAUGGCCGAUGCGCUCUCGGAUUACUUACUCCAGAACAAAUUCCCCGCAACUUCGAUCCACGGCGACCGAUCUCAGCGUGAGCGUGAGGCUGCACUAGAUGAUUUCCGAAGUGGACGUACACCUGUUAUGGUAGCCACUGCAGUCGCGGCCCGUGGUCUUGACAUUCCCAAUGUCACGCAUGUCAUUUCAUACGAUCUUCCUACUGACAUUGACGAUUACGUUCAUCGCAUUGGUCGUACUGGUCGUGCAGGAAACACCGGUGUCGCCACCGCGUUCUUCAACCGUGGCAACAAAGGCAUUGCCCGUAAUCUUCUUGAACUGCUUACGGAAGCAAACCAGGAAGUACCUGAGUGGCUCGAAGGAAUUGCCCGUCAGGCAAGCUUCGGCGGACGUGGCGGACGUGGCGGACGUGGAGGACGUAGCGGACAAUCAAGAGAUUACAGACGCGAUGAUUCUCAAGGAUCUCGAGGAGGAAGCGGUAUUGGUGGUGGAAGCUAUGGUGGAGAUUACCAGAAUGGAAAUGAUAGCUAUGGAGGAGGAGGAGGAGGAAAUAGUUACCAGAACAGAGCAAGCAAAACAAGCUGGUUCUAA
Molecule: messenger RNA, 1933 nt
Organism: Phycomyces blakesleeanus NRRL 1555(-)
Lineage: Eukaryota; Fungi; Mucoromycota; Mucoromycetes; Mucorales; Phycomycetaceae
Exons: 6
Coding region: 5-1933 (642 amino acids)
Cellular component (GO): nucleus
Molecular function (GO): ATP binding; RNA binding; RNA helicase activity
Source: RefSeq, a predicted model, not a curated record